This is a messenger RNA of Osmia lignaria (orchard mason bee), 2617 nucleotides long. RefSeq names its product 60S ribosomal export protein NMD3 (gene Nmd3). Gene Ontology annotation, molecular function: protein binding; ribosomal large subunit binding. Gene Ontology annotation, cellular component: cytoplasm; nucleus. Gene Ontology annotation, biological process: ribosomal large subunit export from nucleus. NCBI's taxonomy places the organism in Eukaryota, Metazoa, Arthropoda, Insecta, Hymenoptera, Megachilidae. The record is from RefSeq and is a predicted model, not a curated record.
AUGGAAACUGUCAGUUCAAGUGAUGAUUCAAUAGAAUUAUCACAUUCACUUUUGACAAGAGUGUAUUAUGCUGCUAAAGAUGGUAUGGCUAUUGCUCUUUAUGAUCUUCUUAGCAGUAAAUCACUUGAACAAGUUAAUCUUUUGAUUAAUCAAAAAGUGUUGGAAGAAGAUGGACAACAAUGUACACCCUUAAUUAUAGCUGCACGAUAUGGUCAUGACAAAGUAGUUAAAAUAUUAUUGGAUAAAUUUAAACCUGACUUAGAACAAGAAGGAACAGUUAAAUUUGAUGGAUAUGUUAUUGAAAAAGCAAGCGCUCUUUGGUGUGCUGCUGGUGCAGGACAUUUGACAGUUGUAAAGACAUUAGUAAAAGCAGGUGCAAAUGUCAAUCAUCCUACUAAAAGUCUUUCUACUCCUUUGAGAGCAGCUUGCUUUGACGGACGACUAGAUGUAGUUAAAUAUUUAAUAGAACAUAAUGCAGAUAUAAAUAUUUCAAAUCAGUUUAACAAUACAUGUUUAAUGAUUGCUGCAUAUAAAGGACACUUGGAUGUAGUUACAUUUCUUUUACAAAAAGGUGCAAAUCCAAAUGAAAAAGCACUCUGCGGUGCUACUGCAUUGCACUUAGCUGCAGAAUGUGGGCAUACUAAUAUAGUAGCAGAGUUACUACAGUAUGGAACAAAGAUGACAAAGAAUGUUAGUGGAAUGACACCAUUAAUAGCAGCAGCAGAACGUACCAAAGCAGAAGUUGUAGAAUAUUUAAUCAAACAUGCAAGAGUUAAUAAGGAGGAAACAAUUGAAGCUUACGAACUUCUGGGUGCUUCUUAUGCCAAUGAUAAAGGCAGUUACUGUCUAACAAAGGCAUAUAAAUAUUUAUGGAAAGGAAUGAAACUUAGAUAUAGCGAUCCCGAAAAUAUUAUUCAUAAAAAAUUGGGAGAAACUAUAAAAGCAUAUGAUAACUGGAAAGAAUGCGAGACUCCGGAGAAAUUGGAAAGCAUUAGAUACAAUCAGAAUGCUAUUCACAUGGAAUCAUUAUCUAUUCGUGAAAGAAUAUUAGGACAACAUAAUCCAGAAGUACCACAUCAUAUUAUAUUUAGAGGAGCAGUUUUUGCAGAUAACGCUAGGUUCGAUAAGUGUAUAGAUUUGUGGCUUCAUGCUCUGUAUUUAAAACAAUUAAACAAUAUAUCUGUUGUAAAAGAUUUCCUGAGGUUUGCACAGGUAUUUUCACAAAUGAUACACGUAGGAGUAGACCUUGAUUUCUCUCAGGUGUUAAGUGUUUUAGAAGCUAGCGUAACCGAAUUGAGCCAUAAUAAAUCGAAAGUCGGUAAUCCCGAUUCUGAGGAAGAUAUUGAACAACAUAUUGAAGAAAUGGAAUCAAAUAUUACAACUACGCUAUACAUAUUAACAAUAUUAACAAAACUUUUAACGUUAAAUGGAAAUAGGUAUGACGAGCAAGAUAAAAAUAAAGCGUGUCAUUUAGUUCAUAAACUCUGUGCUCUGCAAUUACGUUUGAAGGAUGGCCAAACGUUACUACAUCUCGCAGUAAAUGCUGAAACUCCCGUUGAUGAUUUUCAUACUAACGAUGUUUGCAAGUUUCCAUGCGCCGCAACAGCGAAACUACUUAUACGCUGUGGUGCUGAUGUAAAUGCUAUGGAUAAUGAAAGAAAUACACCAUUACAUGUUAUAGUUAGCUACAGAAAACCGAUCAGUGAUUUUAUGACUCUUCACUCCAUUAUUAUGGAACUUAUAGAAGCUGGAGCACAUAUGGAUACUGUAAACAGCAGUGGAAAAACUCCGUACGAUGCUGUCACCAAAGGUGUGGUAGAAAUAAUACUCAGGACGCAGACGAAAUUAUCGUUAAAAUGUAUGGCGGCAAAAGUAGUAAAAGCUUACAAUUUGUCCUAUUGUGGAAAUGUACCACGUUCUUUAGAGAGUUUUAUCGAACUUCAUGGACCAGGACUUAAUCAGGGUUAAAGUAUUAAAAAGAACAGUUUUUUAGCCUGCAGACUUUUUAGAAGAUUUAAUUAUCAUACUCCUAAAAUAUUUACAUAAAAUGUUUUCUUAAUAAUUUGUUGAUUAGGAGUCAAGUUUUUUAUUAAUAGUUCAAAAACUUCCUAUAUCGUUUUAGGUAUUCGUAUUGUUAAUUGUUUGACUUAAACAUUAAUAUAUAAAUGUAAUAACUUUCAAAUUAAAGUGAAAAACUACAAUUAACAACGUUUGCUUUCAUCAAAUUAACUCAGUUGUGUAGUAUUAAAUAUUUUGUAUAAUAUGUGAGUUAUGAACUGAUAAUUACUGUGAUUUUUCGAAAUAAAGAAAAUUAGCUUUUCAAUCGUUCAUUCAUUGCAUAAAGAAUACACAUUUAAUUUAUUAAAGAAAAUAUACAAAUUUACAAAUUAUUAUGUUUUAUAAUUUUAUACAAAAUAACUUUGAGGUAAUCUACUUUCAGGUGAUUAUGUAUACAAAUUUUUAAUAUGAUAUUUCUCUGUGUAAAUAGCAAUAAAAGCUGAAGAGAUAACACUGACCUCUCCAGGAAUUUUUCAGAACUUUUGCAACUGACUGCAAAGUAUUGUAUUUCUAACCUGCAAUUAAUGAUAGAUCACACGUGGCUAAGAUAUAAUAUAAA